GCUGAUUACUUAAUGCUAUGGAAAAUACAAAUUCCUAAUGAUGAUAAAAACAGAUUUUCAAGCCUUGAAUUACAAAAAGAUGAAAAGAAAGCAAAUCAACAGAUGGCAAAUUUGGCAAUUAAUCAAGAAAUGACCAAAAUUAUUCUUCAUAGCGUCAUUAGAAGUCUAGAUACUUGUGACUUUUUCAAGAUAGAAAUAGAAAAAAAUGAACAUAUUAUCAAUCUUAAGGGGAUCAUUAUAAAAAAAUAUUAUAAGUCCUUUUCAGAUAAUGAUUUAUAUGGCAUUAGGUUAUGGAAAGUGGAAGUAUCCUUUGAAAAUAAAGCAAUAUUUGAUAAUCUCAAAAAUAAUAAAGAGGCCAGUGCCAUUAGGAUAAUGUUAAACGGUGAGGAGCAAUAUAGAUUGGAAAAGAUUGAAAAUACGUUUGGAAACCCACCUAAAACUAUUACAAUUUUGUCAUUUAAG
Messenger RNA from Funneliformis geosporum, 462 nucleotides. NCBI's taxonomy places the organism in Eukaryota, Fungi, Glomeromycota, Glomeromycetes, Glomerales, Glomeraceae. The record is from the annotation of a GenBank genome assembly.